AUGGUUGAAAAAAAAGUAAACAAUAAAGAGGAAUCAAAAGUUAAAGUUAAAUUUAUUACAAACGAUCCAAAUAUUAGAGUAACAGAUACACCAAUUGCCGUACCAGUACGUUUAGCACGUUUAGGGCUUUCAGAAGUUAUUCAUCAUUUAAGAGAAGAUAUUGAAGAAAAUUCAAAACCAUUUGAUUUUCUUAUUAAUGGUAAAUUUAUUAGAACAACAUUAGAUACACACAUUAAAAAUAAUAGUUUAAGCGAAGAAGAUAUAAUUACAAUUGAAUAUUUAGAAGCAAUUACAGAACCAAAGAGAGAAAAAGAAUGUCAACAUGAUGACUGGGUUUCAAGUGUUCAUGGUGGUAAUUUUGGAUUAAUAGUUAGUGGUUCAUAUGAUUUAGGUGUUAGAGUAUGGGAUUCAGAAGGUAAUUUAAUUUCAACAGGUACUGGACAUUUAGCAGGUGUUAAAUGUGUAUCAUGGAUCAAUGAUAAAGAUAAUAGUAAUUUAAGUUUUGUAUCAGCAUCAUUAGAUAAAACAUUAAGAGUUUGGAAUUUCAAUAAAGAACAAUCAGAAAUUAAAGCAUUAGCAGUACUUAAAGAACAUACUGGUUCAGUUGAGUCAGUCGAUGUUUCACCAGAUCAAACACGUAUUGUUAGUGGUUCAAUGGAUGGCACUAUUAAAUUAUGGAGCAUUAAAAAUAUACCAAAUACUCCAGCUGCCGCACCAUCCAAUUCAAGUCUUAAAAAACGUAAAACUACCACCGCACCAGAAACCAUUCACGAAAUUACCGAGUCAAUUCAAUCAGUCUCUGUACCAAAUUGUCAAGGUAUUACCACCGUCAACUGGGAAACUCAAUUCCAAUUACUUUCAGGUUCAAUGGACCAUAAUAUCAAAUUAUGGGAUGUCAACACUUUAACUCAAACUGAAUCAAUUCACACCAGUUCAUCAUUAACCGAUAUUAGUUAUACUGUAGAGUCUGGACUUAUAGCAUCUGCACACAAAGAUAAAACAAUUCGUAUUUGGGAUCCAAGAGAAAGUGACCAAACUAAAGCUCAAAUUCAAUCAUUAUUUUCACAUAAAACUUGGGUAACCAGUGUCUGUUGGAAACCAAACUCAAAACAUCACCUUUGCUCAACUUCACACGAUGGUACUAUUAAAUAUUGGGAUAUUCGUACCAAAAUUCCAUUCUAUACAAUUGAUAAUUUAGAAAAAACAAAUGAAAAAGUUUUAACCUCAUCUUGGAUUAAUAAUAAUAAUAACGAUAACUAUUCAAUUGUUUCCGGUGGUACAGAUUCUAAAUUAAGAAUUCAUUAUAACGAUAAUAAUAAUUAA
Molecule: messenger RNA, 1323 nt
Organism: Dictyostelium purpureum
Lineage: Eukaryota; Evosea; Eumycetozoa; Dictyosteliales; Dictyosteliaceae
Exons: 2
Coding region: 1-1323 (440 amino acids)
Biological process (GO): ribosome biogenesis
Cellular component (GO): preribosome, large subunit precursor
Molecular function (GO): protein binding
Source: RefSeq, a predicted model, not a curated record